Lymnaea stagnalis (great pond snail) is the source of this 25916-nucleotide messenger RNA. NCBI's taxonomy places the organism in Eukaryota, Metazoa, Mollusca, Gastropoda, Lymnaeidae. The record is from the annotation of a GenBank genome assembly.
CACACAACCGAACCGAUCAAAUGCCCCGCGGAACACGGAGAGGGGGCGCUGGCGGUGCAAGGCGAGUUGCUUACAAAAGAUUUGUUCUUAAUCCCAUGUACUUUCAAUUGUCCUAUGACUAUGUGUUGGGGUCAGAUAUUGCUCUGUUUUCUGGUUAACAUAAGAUAAGAUUCUUUUAUUGAUCAAAACAAUUGCAUUGUACAUUUUCAGUACAUAAAAUAAAACAAUUUAACCCACCAAAAAUAAAUUAUCGGUAUUGCCCCCCACCCCCACCCCACCCCCCCAAAACCAACUUUUUUCGGUCUACUUAUCCGACAUUACUUCAAGGGCUAUUGAUUGUUUAUAAUUUUUAAUUUAGUUGUAAGAAUUAUAUUAUAUAUUAAAUAUAUACGUCAAGGAAAUAUGCUAAAUAAUUAGUCUAAAGGCAUUAUAUUGUAAAACUAUUUAUACCGAAUUGUAGCAUAAGCCGGCACAGUAAAACUGUUUUUUGCGGGGGUUCGUUGAAAGCUAUUGGACACUUUGAUGUACAUGUCUCUAUCGGAUACUUUGAUGUACAUGUCUCUAUCGGAUACUUUGAUGUACAUGUCUCUAUCGGAUACUUUGAUGGACAUGUCUCUAUCGGAUACUUUGAUGGACAUGUCUCUAUCGGAUACUUACUAUCUACCACCUACUAUCGCAGCGGCCACAUCAUCGACUGUGUGGUGUACCGUGAUGACGACAACUUGGUGGACAGCUGUACUGUGAGUCAUAUGCUCUCCUCUGACCAUGCAGCGGUGCUCACUACACUCAACGUAGUUCCCCCAAAGAACCCACCUGUCUACAGGACCGUGCGUGACAUAAACGCUAUAGACAGAGCAGCCUUCAAAGCCGGCAUUAAGACAAUGCUUCAAGGGCUAGGUGCUGAGCUCAGCGCUCAGCAUCUGGACGAUGGCCUCCGAGCACUUUUGGACGAGCACGCCCCUCCCAUGGCGCGACGUGUCCCGACUGGUCGCUCGUCGCCAUGGUAUGCAGGCGUUAGUGACCAACUCCGUCUGGCAAAACUCGUGCGAAGACGCGCUGAAAGACGCUGGGUAAAGACUGGACUGAGUGUCGACAGACAGAUCUUUUGGACAGCGAAAGAUGCGGUGGCAGAGAUUGUACAGAGGGCAAAGGAUGACUACUGGAGCUCAAAGGUCGAAUCCUGUGCAUCAACCAAGGCGUUGUUCAGCGCUAGUAACCGUCUCCUGGGCAACAGCAAGAAUUUCACCCUCCCUACCGACAUUGCACCAGAGCAACUCCCUGACGCCUUUGCGGACUUUUUCAUCACCAGGGUGCAAAUGAUCAGGGAGGAGCUAGACAGCGCGACCCCUACACCUUCCUCACCGUUCUCGGAGGACGUUAGUCAGACAGAAUCAUUUGAUAGUUUUCUGCCUGUGACUGAGGAUGAGGUGAGGCGAGUCAUCAUCAGGUCUGCUCCCAAGUCUUGUGCCCUCGAUCCUAUCCCCGUCCCACUGCUUGUAGAAUGCCUUGACGUCCUCCUCCCAGCACUCACCUCCAUCAUAAAUUCUUCGAUUCUCUCUGGCAUAUUCCCUCCCAUUUUUAAACGGUCGAUUGUCCUGCCCCUCCUAAAGAAACCCUCACUUGAUCCAAACACACUCAAGAAUUACCGCCCCGUCAGCAACCUCUCCUUUCUCUCAAAAAUCAUAGAAAAACUCAUACUCUCUCAGCUCUCUGGCUAUCUUCAUUCUCGCAAUCUCUAUCCUUCCUCUCAGUCCGCCUACCGACUUGGUCAUAGCACAGAAACAGCACUGGUCCGAGUCAUGAGUGACCUCCUGCGCGCGAUGGACGAUGGCAAACUCUCUAUUCUCACUCUGUUAGAUCUCUCUGCUGCAUUUGAUACCAUUGACCACCAGAUUCUUCUUGACCGCCUUCAUCUUUCUUUCGGACUUACUGGCUCAGCUUUAAACUGGUUUCAAUCAUAUCUUUCUGACAGAACUCAAAAAGUCUCUAUUUCCAACCGCUCUUCCAAACCUUCAGCCCUGUCUAUUGGAGUUCCUCAAGGAUCGGUCCUUGGGCCGGUCCUUUUCAUCCUCUACACUAAACCUCUAUCAUCUCUCAUUAGCCACCACUCAGUUUCCAGUCAAUCCUUUGCUGAUGACACUCAAAUCAGUGACUCUUGCUUUCCUGAUCAACUUGAUGCCACAAUCCUUCGCAUACAGGAGUGCGUGGACGAUGUAAAGCGUUGGAUGACUUGCAACAAACUGAAGCUAAAUGAUGAUAAAACGGAAAUCCUUCUCAUCCACUCUCAAAACAAACCUCUCCCUCCAUUCGCUCCUUCUUCUAUAUCUAUUGGCAACUCUGACAUCACACUCUCUCCCUCUGCCAGAAACCUUGGAGUCACGCUUACGGACACCCUCUCCAUGGACAAACAUGUCACGAAUAUAUGCAGAUCAGCAUAUAACGAAAUUAGAAAAAUCAGCACCAUUAGACACCUCCUCUCCUUUGAUGCCACAAAAACUCUCGUCUCUUCACUCAUUCUUUCAAAAUUUGACUACUGUAACAUUCUUCUCUCAGGCAUUCCUCAACACCACAUAGAAAAACUUCAGAAGGCACAGAACUCAGCAUGCAGACUCAUUUUUAAAUUAAAGAAACAUGACCACAUUCAACCACACAUGCGGCAACUCCACUGGCUUCCAAUAUCCUCUCGCAUCAAAUACAAGUCUUCCAAUCUUUGCUUCAACUCGUUCACUGACCCUCACUUUCCUGUCUAUCUCUCUGAACUGUUGCUUCCUUACAUCCCCACAAGACAACUACGUUCUUCCAUUGACAGUAGAACCCUCUCAAUCCCAAGAACUAAAACUAAGACCAUCGGUGAACGCUCCUUCUGCUUCCAUGGGCCCACGUUCUGGAACCAGCUCCCCUUCCAUAUACGUCAUAGUGAAACCUCGUCCAUUUUCAAAAAGUCCCUUAAAACUCAUCUGUUUAGGUCCGCCUAUGACCUGUGAUGCACCCUCCUUGCCCUACCUAAUUUUCUGUUUCGGUUUAAUCCUGAAGUGUCAAAGUGUCCUCUUUUUAUAGCCAUUUUCAUUGUUUCUAUAGAAUAGUAGUUACUAUCCUAGUGUCUCAUUUGUAUUUACUUAGUUUACAUGUUUUAAUAAUUGUAAAGCGCUUAGAGCUUUAUGAUAAGCGCUAUAUAAAAAUGCCUAAAUAAAUAAAUAAAUAAAUACUUUGAUGGACAUGUCUCUAUCGGAUACUUUGAUGGACAUGUCUCUAUCGGAUACUUUGAUGGACAUGUCUCUAUCGGAUACUUUGAUGGACAUGUCUCUAUCGGAUACUUUGAUGGACAUGUCUCUAUCGGAUACUUUGAUGUACAUGUCUCUAUCGGAUACUUUGAUGUACAUGUCUCUAUCGGAUACUUUGAUGUACAUGUCUCUAUCGGAUACUUUGAUGGACAUGUCUCUAUCGGAUACUUUGAUGUACAUGUCUCUAUCGGAUACUUUGAUGGACAUGUCUCUAUCGGAUACUUUGAUGUACAUGUCUCUAUCGGAUACUUUGAUGGACAUGUCUCUACCUGAUACUUUGAUGUACAUGUCUCUAUCGGAUACUUUGAUGUACAUGUCUCUAUCUGAUACUUUGAUGUACAUGUCUCUAUCUGAUACUUUGAUGCACAUGUCUGUGGUGAAAUUACUUUAAUUGUAGGGGGUGUUGGAACGACUCUCUGAUCAGUGUCACACCUGCUUGUGUCUAGGGCAAUUCUCUGAUCAGUGUCACACCUGCUUGUGUCUAGGGCAACUCUCUGAUCAGUGUCACACCUGCUUGUGUCUAGGGCAACUCUCUGAUCAGUGUCACACCUGCUUGUGUCUAGGGCAACUCUCUGAUCGGUGUCACACCUGCUUGUGUCUAGGGCAACUCUCUGAUCGGUGUCACACCUGCUUGUGUCUAGGGCAACUCUCUGAUCGGUGUCACACCUGCUUGUGUCUAGGGCAGCUCUCUGAUCGUGUCACACCUGCUUGUGUCUAGGGCAACUCUCUGAUCGGUGUCACACCUGCUUGUGUCUAGGGCAACUCUCUGAUCAGUGUCACACCUGCUUGUGUCUAGGGCAACUCUCUGAUCAGUGUAACACCUGCUUGUGUCUAGGGCAACUCUCUGAUCAGUGUCACACCUGCUUGUGUCUAGGGCAACUCUCUGAUCAGUGUCACACCUGCUUGUGUCUAGGGCAACUCUCUGAUCAGUGUCAAACCUGCUUGUGUCUAGGGAACCUCUCUGAUCAGUGUCACACCUGCUUGUGUCUAGGGCAACUCUCUGAUCGGUGUCACACCUGCUUGUGUCUAGAGCAACUCUCUGAUCGGUGUCACACGUGCUUGCGUCUAGAGCAACUCUCUGAUCAGUGUCACACCUGCUUGUGUCUAGGGCAACUCUCUGAUCGGUGUCACACCUGCUUGCGUCUAGAGCAACUCUCUGAUCGGUGUCACACCUGCUUGCGUCUAGGGCAACUCUCUGUUCAGUGUCACACCUGCUUGUGUCUAGGGCAACUCUCUGAUCAGUGUCACACCUGCUUGUGUCUUGCGCAACUCUCUGAUCAGUGUCACACCUGCUUGUGUCUAGAGCAACUCUCUGAUCGGUGUCACACCUGCUUGUGUCUAGGGCAACUCUCUGAUCAGUGUCACACCUGCUUGUUUCUAGAGCAACUCUCUGAUCAGUGUCACACCUGCUUGUGUCUAGGGCAACUCUCUGAUCAGUGUCACACCUGCUUGUGUCUAGGGCAACUCUCUGAUCAGUGUCACACCUGCUUGUGUCUAGGGCAACUCUCUGAUCAGUGUCACACCUGCUUGUGUCUAGGGCAACUCUCUGAUCGGUGUCACACCUGCUUGUGUCUAGGGCAACUCUCUGAUCGGUGUCACACCUGCUUAUGUCUAGGGCAACUCUCUGAUCGGUUUCACACGUGCUUGUGUCUAGAGCAACUCUCUGAUCGGUGUCACACCUGCUUGUGUCUAGGGUAACUCUCUGAUCGGUGUCACACCUGUUUGUGUCUAGGGCAACUCUCUGAUCGGUGUCACACCUGCUAUUGUCUAGGGCAACUCUCUGAUCGGUGUCACACCUGCUUAUGUCUAGGGCAACUCUCUGAUCGGUUUCACACGUGCUUGUGUCUAGAGCAACUCUCUGAUCGGUGUCACACCUGCUUGUGUCUAGGGUAACUCUCUGAUCGGUUCACACCUGUUUGUGUCUAGGGCAACUCUCUGAUCGGUGUCACACCUGCUAUUGUCUAGGGCAACUCUCUGAUCAGUGUCACACGUGCUCGUGUCUAGAGCAACUCUCUGAUCGGUGUCACAACUGCUUGUGUCUACGGCAACUCUCUAGAGGUGUCUAGAGGUAUUUUGUUAUAUCGAUUUCACGCACUAAGGGACAUAAUUAGCUUAUUCAUUUAUGCUUAACUACAAAAGAGUUCAUAAUACAAUUACUUAAAUGAAAUGAAUUCUAUUUAUUUACAAGUGUUUUAAUAUAUGAUAUGAUAGUGAAGGAUAUGAAAAAUAACUUUCAUACAAAUUAAUCUGGGUUCUAUUUUAUUAUGUAUAAUGGCUUCCCGUAUAGUCUAACUCUCAUCAUAAUAGUCGCUUUGCUUUGUAUUACUAUCGUAUGCGAUCAGACCUUCCAGACUUAAGUUAUCAAUCAAAUUUUAUGAUCUGGCUUGAUCAAUCAGAAGUAGGAUCACUUCAACGUGGAGGUGGCUCCUCCGAUUCUUUACUUCGUGGCUUUUCAGGGCUCAGCGCUUCACAGGGCGUCCACGUAAGUAGAUGACUGAGCGGUACUUAAGGAAGUAGCUCUGAUGAUCUGGCUAUAUCAUUCACUAGUGAGAUCACUUCAAUGUGGAAGUGGAUUCUCGGAUCCUUUCCUUCGUGGCUUUUUUAUCAUUUGUGUUUAGCAUAUAAAAUGAUGUUAGCAAUGCAUUUUUGUGAUGGAAACUUUUUUUUUAAAGUUCAUUUAUUAACUAUACGUAAAUAAACCCCAAGGAGGAUUAAUAUUUUUUUUAAAAGUGAAAGCCACAUACUAUUUAGUAAUAUAAACAAAAUAUUUGCAUCACACAACUGCGUCAAGCAGAGUGGUCACUCGACUUUUCGAGGCCCCUUUUGCCACUUUUUGGUUUUGUCCUCGCCCCACCUUGCAUUGAAAGAUUAUUAAUAAGACAAUAUACACUUCACAUCUUAAAGCCCUAAAAUAUUUGAGGCCCUUUGCAGUUACAGUGUCGGGAUUGCUGAGCUCACACGAUAGUUCUAAGGUUAAGUGACACCUACAUUUUUUAAACUAGCAUUUCUUCCGUUGCUCUCUAAGAGUAGAAUGUUGCAAAACUAAAUUAAAGUAUUUGUUAAAAUGUAUUCCUUUAUUUUUAAUUUAUCAUAAAUUUACUGGGGACUAUAAAGACUUAAUAGACGAUAUUAAGCUAGGGAAAAUGCAUACCCUCAAGGACGCCACAAUUGGAAUGUAUUUAGUUCAAGUUGGGCUCAAGCAAGUAAGAGAUGCUACUAAUUAUGGCUAAUUUUAGCACUUCGCACAAGAAAGUCUCAAAUUCCCCUCAAAAUUGCCUGAAAGAAACAUCAAAUUCAAGUAUACGCCAAAAUGUACCCCUGCAUUUUGAAAAUGUGCGACUAUCUUCAUCACCUUCAAAUUCUACACCCCUUCCCCCACGCUGAUCAAUGUUACAGUUUACGGUUGAAUACAAAAUUGUGCCAAAUGAUUACCCAUGGGCACGGCACAAACUGAAUGAAUUCAGUUUAUGUAUGCCAAUAAAUGCUAUGUCUCCCUCUGAUGAUUGAAAAAUUCCUUCCCCAAAUGAUAUAGCCUAGGAGAAACACUGAAUUCAGGUAUACUCCAAAAUGCACCUUUUGAUUUUGAAAGAAUCCAAAAUUUGCUGGGGUGGGCUCCCCAGCCCCCCCCCUUUUUUUUUUUUACUCAAGAGCCCACAGUAACCUCAAUUUCUGCCCUCUUUACUUUUAAAAAAUGGCAGUACAGCUGGCGCUAGUCAUAAUUUUUGUUUAUGAUAUAUUCACUACCUAGUGGAGGGAUAGAGAUCAUGAACAGUUUCAAAAUUUGCUGGGGUGGGCUCCCCAGCCCCCCCCCUUUUUUUUUUACUCAAGAGCCCACAGUAACCUCAAUUUCUGCCCUCUUUACUUUUAAAAAAUGGCAGUACAGCUGGCGCUAGUCAUAAUUUUUGUUUAUGAUAUAUUCACUACCUAGUGGAGUGGUAGAGAUCAUGAACAGUUCUUAUGAAGAAAUGACAUGCAGGAUGGUACACGAAGAUAGUCUCAAAGACGACUUUAAAGUGGAAACUGGAGUCGAUAAGGAUUUCUCUUGUCUCCCUUCCUAUUCAUCCUCGCCAUUGAAUGGAUAAUGAAAAAAUCCACAGACAAAAAGAGGAAUAGGAUACAGUGGAAACUUUGGGAACAAUUGAAUGACCUAGGCUUUGCAGUCGACAUUGCAUUUGUUCAUUUCUCUUUUAAUAUGGAUGACUUUGUACCACGCUUCCAGCCUUUGGGGAUGAAGCGUGAUUUUCAAAUAAGCUUUAUAAUAAUUAUUAUUCUUAUUUCUGUUCCGAAACCAGCAACAAAUGCAGGAAAGACAAAAGUCGUAGCCACAAUUUCAGCACAACUAGGACUCCGUAUAAAUAAAAUAAAGACGAAGAUCAUGAAGGUAAACUCAGCCAACCAAGAGCAUAACUCUCUGGCAGGAAAGGCACUACAAGAAGUGCAGUCCUUUAAUUACUUAGGCAGCACCAUAGACACAAAUGGCGUAUCCGAUGAGGAUGUAAGGGCUAAAAUUGGACAAGCUAGAUCAGCAUGAUGGGAGUCGAAGGAGCUGAAGCUGCAAACCAAAGUCAGAAUCUUUAACACAGAUAUCAAAACAGUCCUAGUAUAUGGAGCAGAAACUUAGAAAACAACGGCGAACAUUACGCUGAACAUUCAGACCUUCAUAAACACAUGCUUUAGAAAGAUCCUGAACAUCAGAUGGCCAAAUAUUAUCACCAACAAAGAUCUACUAGAAAGGACUCACCAGGUGCCCAUUGACGAAGGCAUCUUAAAGAAAAGAUGGAUGUGGAUAGGGCAUACUCUCCGAAAACUCCCAGAUAGCAUCACCAGCCCAUCCCUAACAAGGAAUCCACAGGGAAAAGGAAAGAGAGGAAGGCCAAAGUAUACAUGGAGACGCAAGCUAGAGGAAGACAUGCAAACCAUGGGAUCGAGCUGGAAACACCUUGAAAGUAAAACACAGGAUAAGUAUAGAAUUCUUGUGGAUGGCCAAUGCCCCAGUCGGGGGAAAAGGCAUAAAAGAAGAGAGAGAGAGAGAGAGAGAGAGAGAGAGAGAGAGAGUGGAGUAGCUAGUGUUAGUGCUGAUAGAUACAUAACCUAAUUGAAUAGCUAGUGUUAGUGCUGAUAGAUACAAAAACUAGUGGAGUAGCUAGUGUUAGUCCUCAUAGAUACACAUAAAAUCCUGCUCCUCCGUAUAAAUAAAAAGUGAAAUCUGGGCUGACCACCCAACCCACCUCCAUUGCAGAGGCGUAGCUAGAGUUUUUUGGCGCCAGGGGGCAUUGAUUUAUUUUCACACACCCCUCCCCAACUCUUAAAACCAUUAUUUUGAUGCGUUAAAUACCCCACAACCCAUAUUGGCGUCCCGCUAGUAUGGCGCAUGGGGAUUGCUGUUGGGACAGCAAAUGCGAACGUGCGCCUUCCGUAAGUCUCAAUGCGAACACGUGGUAUCGAGAGUUUGCCACUAUCGGAUGAUCGGAGUUGUCUAGCGGCUACAUAAGGCGUCUUGAGAGCUUUGAUAGGACGGCGCCAGGACAUGCAAGCAGCGGUAGAACAGAGUUGCAAUUUUGUACUCUAUGCGAGCGAGGACCGGUAGCCAAUGUAAGUCUCUCCUCAGAAGUGUUUUAGAAUAGUCAAAUUUGUGUUUGCGAAAAAUAAUGCGAGCCGCAUUAUUCUGUACUUUUUAAAUUGUAUCCAGGAGCGUAGCUGGAAGACCCACCAUGAGAGCAUUGCAAUAGUCCAUGCGUUAUAGCACAAAUGCAGACAUCAGCCUCUUUGUUGCAUCAAACGUUAAGAAAAGUCUGAUUUGACUAAUUCUGCGCAGCUCUAGAAAAAUCGCCUCGCAUAGCAUGUUAAUGUGAUUUUCCAUAGUUAGUGUUCUGUCUAAGUAGGUUUCGCACUGUUUGAGCAAACUCAAUCUGUAUACCUGAGAGAGAAAGAGGUGGUGUGUUAUUUACAGAUUUUAGCUUUUGAGCAGUAGCAAUGGGGAUCAGCUCGGUCUUUUCAUUGUUCAAUUUGAGCUUGUUUAUGUUCAUCCAGUGCUUAACUGACUCCACUGUCUUCUGUGUCAUACUAAGAAGCUGAGAGUACUGAGAAGGGGUCACGGAUUGUUGAAGUUGGGUAUCAUCCGCGUACAUGUGAUAGCGCAUAUCAAACUGCUUGAUCACCCAAGGGCUGAACGUACAUUGUGAAAAGCACCGAACCUAAAACCGAGCCCUGGGAUACCCCGAAUUCAAUAAUAUUUUGCUUCGAGGUCAAGCCGUUUGCGAUUACUGUUUGGACCCGAUUUGUCAGAUACGAGCGGAACCAUCUCAGGACGGUGUCGGUGAAACCGAACGUUUUUUGCAGACGUUGUAGAAGUAUGCCGUGGUCAAGCGUAUAGAACGCUGCAGAUAGAUCAAGUAACGACAAAAGGAAAACCCUGCCAUCACCACAAGAUGACAGAAGGUGAUUUACGACGUGUAACAGGGCUGUCUCAGUAGAGUGAUGCGCCCUGUAUGCUGACUGGAAAGGCUCAAACAAGUCACACUGAGUGAGGUGGUUCAGGAGCUGGCGGAGAACGACUUUCUCUAAAAUUUUUGAAACAAAAGGUAGAUUUGAGAUUGGGCGAUAAUUUUCCAACACAUUUGGGUCCUGAUUUGCUUUCUUUAGCAGUGGAGUUACGAUGGAGAAAUACCUGUUUUCAAAGACUGAUUUAUGAUACGAGUUACAAUAGGGACUAUUUCAUCCAAACAUUCGUAUAACAGCCCUGCCGGAAGAGAGUCCAGCAAACAUUAAUUUUUCGGGUAGUCAACCAGGAUUUUCUUAACAUACAAUUCAGUGAUCUCCAAAAAUUCGCACAUAGGAGGGUCUUUAAACGGCAAGAAUUCGGAAGCAUCGGUGCAAAUGUCAAGUCUCGCCCUGAUCUUCGUAACUUUCUUAACAAAGAAAUUAUUUAGAGCGUCUGGCAACUCACCUACGGCAAUUUUAUUUGGCAAAGAUGUGUCCUUCUGUUUACCGGUCAACUAACCCACAAUACGAAAUAAGUUCCUACAGUAUUCGCCAUCAACUGGGCGCUUAUUUGUUAUGUUUGUAAACUUGUUAGAUCAACCAGUUUGUUGUUUUGAUUCAUGGGCUAUAUAAACAGACUUUAUUACCACUAGUGAUCAGGUGAACAUGGACUGGCAGACUUCAUUAUCACAAGUGAUCAGGUGAACAUGGACUGGCAGACUUUAUUACUUAUUACCACUAGUGAUCAGGUGAACAUGGACUGGCAGACUUUAUUACCACUAGUGAUCAGGUGAACAUGGACUGGCAGACUUUAUUACCACUAGUGAUCAGGUGAACAUGGACUGGCAGACUUUAUUAUCACUAGUGAUCAGGUGAACAUGGACUGGCAUACUUUAUUAUCACUAGUGAUCAGGUGAACAUGGACUGGCGCUGAAGAUUUAUGCAACACGUUUAUCAUGCAUACAGACAAUUGAUAAGCAUGUUCGUCAACAGUUCGAUCAAGUAGAAAAACUUAAAAACAAAUAAAUUAGCAAAUAUUUCAAUUACAACUGUAUUAUUAUUUCACAGUUGUUGUUUUUCCCUCCUUUUUUAAUAUAUAUAAUUCAGUUGUAUUAUUUUGCAGUGGUUAGAGGGUGUCAAGUCCUGCAGGAAAUCAUGGGAACAGCGUUUCCGUACUUUUUUGUGCUGAUUAAAAUGCGCAUCAUUUUUUAGAUGUGUUAUUUUGGUAACAAUGUCAUUCAUUAAAAACAUUGCUCGAUUCGCAACAACAUCACAUGGAUCACACCAAUCCUAACACAUCAUGGCUACACCAUUCAUAACACCACAUAUUACACCAGUCCUGACACCACACGUUGCACCAGUCCUAAACAAUACUGAUAAAGUUCAAUACUCUUCUGGGGUCGAGAUUCAAUCUCUUAGGACCCCGGCCAUUAAUCUCGCUGCGCCUCAUCUUCUGGGCGUCACCGUAGAGAUAGUCAUUGAGGCAGGCCUCAGGGUCUCUCCCGUCGGCCCCCAUCCCACUACUCGGACACGUGACCACCAAGUGAGCCACUGUCUCUUCUUCUAGUCCGCAUAGGCGGCAAUUUGGUUCCCUUCUGUCGUCCAGUCUAUGGAGGUAGCUGCGUGUCGCGCAGUGCCCAGUCCUCAUCUGGAUGAUGAGGCUUUGCUCUCCACUUCUAAGUUCCCACCAGGGGUUGCUCUUGCUCGGACGCUUAAUUUUCCGGUGAGGCUGUCAUCCCGUGGCUCCUUCUGGUUCCCGUGGUAACCUUCUGUGCCAUUUGUUCCUAAAAUGGUCUUUUAACCAAGUGGUGACUCCCAGCUAAGUCAUUGGUUUGUUGGGGUGGGGUUGAGCUGCUCCUUCUUUGGCUAAGAAGUCCGCCCUAUCAUAAAGCGACGCCUCUGAGUGCGAAGCGAUAAACUGUAGGAUUACCUUAGAGCCUUUCUCAUGGAUGUUGCCAACUGUCUCCAAAAUGGCUGUGACCAACCCUGUCCCUAUUGAACCCCUCCCCACAUUCUCGAGAGCUGAUCGUGAGUCGGUGAAGACCACUACGUCCGGGAAAUUGUUCUCUUUGCUAGGCGUUGGUGGACCCUUUUCAGAGAUAGCAUUAUUGCCUCGAUUUCCGCAUCGAGGCUCGUUCUAUUUCCUCCGCUUGGGCAGAUAGCUCCUCGGGUGGGGCUAUCUCUGCGGGAUACUGGAUAAGGAUACCAUAGCCACUGCGUUUUUCCUUUGUAAAGCACGAGCCGUCCAUGAAGACUUUAACCAAACUAUCCGUUAAUCGUGUUUUUCCCAGCCUCUGAUAUAUCUGGUUGAAGACUGACUUUGUUGGCUUUAGCGAUCGUCAUGUCAAGUCGUAUGUCUGGUCGGGUAAGGCUUUUGUUGGGGCCCCGUGUGGGGAUCACCUUCAACUUUUCCCUGUUUCCGGGUAAAAUUACGUCUUCUUCAAGACUGUGCACCGUGUUCAUGAAGGAUGGCCUCUUCAAUCUGGACUUUUUUACCCAAUUGUCCUGAAGCUGGAACAGGGUUCUUCUCUUUCCAUACGGCGGUAACUUUCAACCGUCGUAAGGACAGCCUUUUCCCGCCUGACCUCGAGCGGUUCAACAUUUGACAGGACUUCCACAGCCGCCGUGGGCGUGGUUCGUAUUGCCCCGCAUACAAACCUUAGAGCUCGGUUUUGGAUGCGGUCCAGUUCCUCCAGAGCCGUUCGGCUCGUGAAGGUUGGAGCAGGCAAGCUAUAGUCCAUAACCCCUCUCACACUACUGAGAUAGAGCGAUCUCAGUAGCCUUGCGUCCCUGCCCCAUCUCGUGCAGGCAAGCUUUUUUACCAGUCCUAACUUCUCGGAUGUUCUAGCACACAGUUCGCGUAUAUGGUUUUGAAGCCGGAGUUUUCGAUCCAGCUUCACGCCCAAAUAAACUGCAAUCCUGUCCCAUACCAAUUCUUUCCCAUUAAUUGAGAAUUUAAUAUCGACCUUAAGUGCCUUUCUUCCAUUGGUAAACUUGCAGUAAACCGUCUUCUCUGUAUUGACGACCAUUUUCCACUUCCUCGCAUAGGCUUCGAUGCUAUGGAGGUCAUUUUGCAGCCGGUUCUUCUAAUGUUGGACGUCUUUUCUUGAGCUCCAAAUGACUAGAUCAUCUGCGAACAUCGCAUUAUCGGAUACUAAUUCCUCUUGCAAGUCGUACACGUACGCCAGGAGCAGGGUGCGGAGGGCGGACCUUUGCGGGAGUCGGUCCUCCAGAACUAGCUGACCUGAUAAACUUUUGCCAACCCGCGUGGCUAUGGUUCUGUUCCUGAGGAAGUCCGUCAACCAUGUGGACAUGUUACCAGAAAUCCCAAGCUUCUGGAACUUAUACAUGAGGCCCAUGCGCCAUACCCGAUCGUACGCUUGCUUGAGGUCAAAGAAAACUGCAACCAUGUGAUUUUUCUUUUGGAGCUCGUUGGUCAUUGAUUGGACAAGACGGAUUACCUGGUCCAUGGGUUGGCGACCCUUUCGGAACCAGCAUUGCGUCGGUGGUAGGCACUUAUUACUCUCUAGAAACCAGUAGCGUCGUCCAUUCACCAUUCGCUCGGCCACUUUUCCCACACAUGACGUUAGGGAUAUCACCCUGAAACUACUCGGUAAAUGGCCUGGCUUCCCUUCUUUUGGUAUCGGGACAACUAUUGCUUGUUUCCAUUUUUAGGUAAAAUACCUGUAGUCCAAGUUCGGUUAAUGAGCCAGCAGUAGUUCUCUCCCCUGUCUACCCAGGUGGGUUAACAUUUCAUUGUGAACUUUAUCAGGGCCUGGUGCUUUUGCUUUCAAACACUUGUCUAGUGCGCUACGCAAGUCUUCCAUUGUGAAGAGGGUUGUGAAAAUCUCGGGGUGUGGUCCAACACGUUGGAUACGAGCUCCCUUUUUCCUGAGACGGCGGACUUCUCGGUCCUCUUCUGUCUCGCACUGUAACGUUCACCGACAACGUGUCAGUGUUUGCGUAACGUUUGGACUCAAAGACCUCCACCGCGAGGUCAUUCCUAACCGCUGUGGUAAUGCCUUGGCAUCGACCGCACUUGCAGUGGUACAGCGAUUAACCGGUGAUAUGAAACAGCUUGACGUGGAGCAACGUUUCUUGGAAUAGAGGUACAUCCACAUUCCGUUUGUGGAGUAAUUUGGCUACUUUGUGCGAUUUCUGCCUAAUAACACACACGUUCAGUUGUAGAACAACUAGGGAAAUUUGGGGGUGUCCCGUCCCACCCAUACGAUCUCGACCAGUAGCAUUUUGGCCUCGCGCGUGCCUGUCAUGCGUCACACGCGCUAGAGAGGACCUCUUCCCCUUGAGGACGUCCGCGGGCAGGGGUAGUAGUCCACACACCACAUCAGUAGCUCUACUCGCUCCCACCCAGCCUCCCAGCAGUGGGUAUCGAGGGCCUUUUGACGUCGUCACGGUCGCCAGGGCUGGAUCACGUCCAAUCUCUGCCAGUCGAACCUGCGUCAAUGAUUUAUUUUGCAUGACCAUGAGUAGUGGGUUUGGGGCUGAAGUCUUACUCUCAUUGAGGGGGGGGGGGCUUUGCGUCGCUUUCCCCCUUGCCCAGUGAGUCUUUCGGUCGGGACGUUUUCUGUCAGUGAGACUUUUAGCUUCAGGAGAGCAAUCUUUACUAAUCUUCCACGCCGCGUAGAGGCAAGUCUCGUGUGACACCGCCGAGUUUCCUCGGUGGUGUGGGUCGCUGACCUAGAGGCGUUCGGUCAGGUCAUUUCGCGGAUCCUAAACAAUACUAAACAAUACUAAACAGUACUAGUACUAUCGUCACAUGGUAACAUCAGUCCUAAUAAUAAUAAUAAUAAAGUUUAUUUGAAAAUCAUGCUUCGUCCCCAAAGGCUCGAAGCGCGGUACAAAGUCAACAAUAUUAAAAGAGAAAUGAAAAAAUCUAUAUUUUACAACAUUGAAAUACAAAACGCAACAAUACAAAAACUACAUACGAGCAUUCCAUUCAAAGUCUUUCAUCCUUUGCAACCAUAAACAACACAAGCAAAUAUACAUCUAGGAGAAAAUAGCUAGCUGGAAAAGAUGGUAGACAACAUCACCCCAGCAGGUGUUUGCGAAAUAGAUGUGUUUUCAAAUCGGUUUUUUGAAGGACUCCAGUGUCUGGCUAUUUCGGAGAAUGACAGAAAGGGCGUUCCAAAUUGUUGGGCCAGCAAAUGCGAAAGUGUGCCUUCCUUAAGUCUCAAGGCGGACUCACGGUAUCUGUUGCCACUAUUGGAUGAACGGAGUGAUCUACUGGGUACAUAAGGCGUUAUCAGCACUUUGAGAUAGAACGGCACCAGGUCAUGCAAGCAGUGUUGCAAUUUUGUACGCUAUUCGAGCGCGGACCGGCAGCCAAUGCAGCUCUCUUAGAAAUUUUUUAGCAUGGUCGAAUUUGCUUUUGUGAAGAACAAUGCUUUUUGAAUUUUUUUCUAACACAUCAUGGCUACACCAGUCCUGACGAAACAUGUUACAACAUGUUCACACCAGUACUAACACCACAUGGUAACACAAGUCCUCACACAUCAUGGCUACACUAGUCCUGACACCACAUGUCACACCAGUCCUAACACCACAUGUCACACCAGUACUAACAUGACAUGACUACACCAGUCCUAACACCACAUGUCACACCAAUAAUUACACAACGUGGUCACACCUGUCAUAACACCACAUGUCACAUAGUCCUAACACUUCAUGUUACACCAGUCAUAACACCACAUGGUCGUUCCAGUCAUAAGAUAACACGUUCACAGCAGUCCUAACAUCAUAUGGUCACGCCAGGCCUAACACCACAUGGUCGUACCAGUCAUAAGAUAACACGUUCACAGCAGUCCUAACAUCAUAUGGUCACACCAGUCCUAAAGCAACAUGGUCGUACCAGUCCUAGCAUCACAUGGUCACACCAAUCCUAACACCUCAUGUCACGCCAGUCAUAAGAUAACACGUUCACACCAGUCCUAACUCCACAUGCCACAUUAGCACAAACACAACAUGAUCACACCAGUCCUUACACCACAUGUUCACACCAGUCCUAAUACAACUUGGUCAUACCAGUUCUAACACCAAAUGUCACACCAAUUUGAACACUUCACGUCACACCAGUAAUAACAACACAUGGUCACAAGGUCCAAACACAACAUGGUCAUACCAGUCCUAACAUUACAUGGUCACACCUGUCCUAACACCAAAUGUCACAACAGUCUUAACACCACACGGUCACACAGUAGUGCUAAGACCAUUUGUGGGAUGAACACUAUGGACUAGCAUACUGUAGACAAAAAGUCCAGGGCCACCUUGAUGUUCUUCUUAUUCUGUCUGCUUUUAACGCGAAGAUGUCCGUGGCAGGUACAGUUGGUGAUCUGCUGUAAGGUGUCUGAAGCCUGAUGAAGAUUUAUAUUGUGGACUUUUAGGCUAUCAUUUAUCAACGUCUAUCAACCGUUGACGUGGUCUUCAUAUGUCCCUGAAACCGGAGUGCUGCCUAAUGUGGUCUUGCAAGUUGAAAAACAUGGUGGUUCACUGGCAUUUUGGCCAGGUUGCAAACACCAAAACAUUUGCUUUUGCCGUUCGGCCAUAAUAAACUGUCUAAUGGGAGUCGAACCAAGCAUUUGUUGUAUUUUUUCCUGGUUCUGGUUGUGUUGAACAUUCGCGUUGAACACCCUUAAACAUCGCAUCUUGGAGAUAGAGAACUUUUAUCUCAAAAGUUUUAUUCAGAUCCCAAGUCUGGCACUGUUCAAAACAUGUUCAUAAUUACCAGAUAAAAUUAUUUUUAAAAUGGUGAUUUAAAGAAUGUUGCUACAUUUAGAGAUUCUAAGCAAAUGGUAGUGAUCUUUGAACGAUUCCUAUUUCAAUUUUGUCCACUCGUUUUUAAGUUUUAUUUCUAUUCUGUUAUUUUAUUAGGUCAGCUGUGUUCACAGUGUUAUUAUACUAUAAGUUUAUAGUGUAAACAGGGCCGGGUUCAUUUCUACACCCUAGGCCUAGGCCAAAACACACACAAUUCUGCACCCUAUACCAAAGCACACAAUUCUGCGCCCUAGACUAAAGUACAUAAGUCUGCAUCCUAGGCCAAAGCACAUAAUUCUUCUUCUUAUAUUUGAGGGCUCACGAUCAAUGUGUUGAUGAUUCUGGCUCUGGUUUGAAUUCAGAAUUUGCCCUAGGCCACAGCACAUAAUUCUGCGACCUCGACCCCCCCCCCCCCCCCCCUUUUAAAAAAAAUUUUUUUUUUUUUUUUUUNAUCUUUAUAAUCUUUGAACCACAUUUUAUUUUUUUAUUCAAGUCUACAGCCUUUUUCAAAAUAAUACCAGAUAAAAUGUUAAAUAUUUUGCUUGUUAUUUCCUCUGUAAAUACGCCCCCUGACUGAUGCGCAUAUGGCAAACCCAAUCUUGAUUAUUAUUAUCUGUCAGAUUAGACAAUAGUUGUUUUCUUCUUGGAUGUUGUUUGUUUGUUAUUUUUUAAUUAUUUUUUUUUUUUUUUUUUAAAUUUGAAAUUUGCUAUUAAGACGGAGUAAAUGAUUUGCAUCCACACCAGGUCGAACACACCUGCCGCAUCUCCUUCACCACCUCGAAACAACCCACGCCCCGGCACAUCAGCACCCAACUCAAAGUCAAAAUCAGCUACUCCCUCUGGAAAGGGCUUUGGAUCGGGCAUCGGUGGCACCAUUGCGGGCUCCUUCCUUGGAUCAGCAUUGGUAACUCGUUUAUUUGUAGAGGUCUUCAUAGGCAGGCUUUGAAGUAGUUCACAUGGUGUCAGGGUUUCCACAUGGGGUCGGAAUGAUUAGGGCUGCCACAAUGGUUCAUCGCCACGACUUUACAUGGCUUCAAUGAUAUAAACGUUGUGUGUUAAAUGAUUUAUUUGUAGAUGGUAAAGUGAACCCCCCUCCCCCAGACGGUUCUGCGCAGGGCUAACAACUUGCCACAUAAAAACCCUUUGUUACAAAAACGCAGAAGAGCAACAAAAGACAUUCCGGUCCUGGGAGAGGAUAGAUUCCCAGCUGAGGAAUGCAUGACGCCAAGUAGUGAAACUAUUAGGCUGACGACCAUCAUCUUCACUAGGACCACCACCGCCAUUGAAACAUGGAAGGUACGCACCAUGUAUGAGACGGGAAAGACUGCACAAGUAGCCGCUGAGAUGAGGAACUAUUACCUCGCUAAACUAGGAAUCGGAGAAGCAAGAUGGAUCGGUUUCGGACAGAAGAGACUAGUCUCAGUGGAGAUGCUGUUAUUCUCAGGUAACGAGGAGGACGAUGCACCACACACUCUGGGUGUGACCCUGAUGAUAUCUAGGACAGCCCAAGAAGCACUCAUUGGAUUCACAUGGACCUGGAAUCCUCACAGCAACUUUUCAGACCAAAAACACAGAAUCAAUUUGGGUGUUGAUUCAAUGCUACGCACCUACAAACGAAAGUGAGGAGGAGGACAAAGAUGAAUUCUAUAACAGGUUACUGACCAUUGCCCAGGUUCGCCCUCGGCGAAACAUUGUCAUUCGCAUGGGAGAUCUCAAUGCCAAAAUAGGCAACACGGGUUACGGAAAAGCCAUGGAGCGACAAGGGACAGGAGAGAUAAUGACAACGGAGAAAGAUUUGCUGACCUAUGUGCCAAAACAAAUUUAGUCAUAGGCGGGAGCUUCUUCCAACACAGGAGGAUGCACAAGGCCACAUGGGUUUCACUGGACCUCCAAACGAUGGACCAAAUAGAUCAUGUUGUAUUCGUAAAAAAAGUUAAGGCGAUCUCUCCAAGAUGUACGUGUCAGAAGAGGAGCUGACGUUACCUCAGACCACCAUCUUCUAACUGAAAAGCAUUACACUGAGCAGACAACAUAUAGCUUGCGCUACAACAGGCCCCUCCUGAAAGAUAAGACCAAACAUGAAGAGCUCAAGAUCACUCUACCCAACAAGUUACAAGUCCUACAUGAACUGCUAGGGGACGAGAUGAUCUAUUGAAAGUGGCAGGGAGUGAAGAAAGCAGUCAAAUCAACAUGCCAGGAAGUGUUGGGAAAUAGGAAACAUACACACAAAGAAUGGAUAACAGCAGAGACAUUGAAGGUGAUAGAAGAGAGAAAAGGUAAGAAGGCAGAAAUUAACAACAGCCGUACACGAGCGCAAAAAGUUGGGUUCUAAAAAGAGUACUCAGAAGCAAAUAGGAAAGUAAAGAAAAAUGCUAAGAUGGACAAAAGGAACUUUCUAGACAUGCUUGCCAAAGAAGCGGGAGAAGCAGCCUACCAGGGGAUUAUGCGGCAAUUGUUCGCUACCAUCAAUAAGUUGUCUGGGAAGUUCAGGAAGCCAGAGAGACCAAUGAACGACAACGAUGGUAAGAACAUACCAAAUGAGGAGCAACAGAGAAGCAGAUGGACAGAACACUUUGAGGAACUUCUAAACAGGCCAGAGCCAGAUAUCCAGCCAGCUGACAGUGACCUGGUAAUUGACUGCAACACACCCACCAAAGAAGAGAUCCUUAAUGUCAUCAAACAACUUAGAAAUGGCAAAGGGGCAGGACCGGAUGGCAUCCCAGCAGAGGCACUGAAGACUGACGUGAACACCAGUGUAGAGAUGCUACACACUCUGUUCAUGAAGAUCUGGGAGAAAGAACAGGUACCUUCUGAGUGGAAGGAGGGAUACCUCUUUUUAAAUCCCAAAGAAGGUGCCCUUAAGCUCCUGCUUCAACUAUAAAGGGAUCACCUUACUGUCCAUCCCAGGCAAGGUUUUCAACCUCGUACUACUCAACAAAAUGAAAGACGCUAUUGACCCCCUGCUGUGAGACCAAUAAGCUGGCUUCCGCACCAACAGAUCCUGUACAGACCAAAUUGCAACACUGCGCAUUAUCCUAGAGCAAUCACUGGAUUGGACCUCGCCUCUCUAUAUCAACUUCUUUGACUAAGAGAAAGCCUUUGACAGUGUGGAUAGGCAAACCCCUUGGACACUGUUGAGACAUUAUAGAAAAUAACGGACUUAAUCAUUAACUCCUAUGAAGGGAUGACCUGCAGAGUUGUCUACGGACAACAGGUGACAGAUGCUUUCCAGGUGAAGACCGGUGUGAGGCAAGGAUGUUUGCUUUUGACUUUCCUGUUUCUAUUGGCCAUUAACUGGGUGAUGAAAACAUCCACACAGCAGAAGCGGAAUGGUAUACAAUGGACCUUGUGGGACCAGCUUGACGAACUCGAUUUUCCUGAUGAUCUUGCCCUUCUCUCCCAUACCCAAAAACAGAUGCAGAAGAAAACCAGAUCUAUUUCAGCCACUUCUGCACUUAUUGGUCUUUAAUAUACAUGUUUCGCACUGGCUUCUCUUGUGAGAAAUUAAUUUCCUAUUUUAAAUUUAUGGCUCGUUCAAACAGUGCCUAACAAAGGACGACACCAUAGAUAAAUACAAUAACAAAAUUACGACACCCAAAACAGUACCAAUUACAAUUAAUAAGAUUUAAUUUGGUAAUAAUACAAUUACAAAACAAAAGAAAUAUCAUUACAAAUCAUCGACUUACAUUAUGGUAGAUCUUGUACCGGUACACACUUAACACAGUUAGUACAAUCUGCAAAUGAAUAAUGAUAAAUGAUCAAUGCGAAUAAACACAUAUGAGUACACAAAGAAUAAUACACGUCUCGUGAAGGUAAAAUAUCUAUCAAUCUCCGUCUGAAUUUCCGUGCCUGUCAAUCCCUUAUAUAGGUGGGUCUACCGACGCGUAAGCCCUGCCUUCCAGAAGCUACUCAGCAUUUGUUUACAUUUCUAGAACAAAUCGAGAUCAUUCGACAAAAUACUAGGAGACAGUCUAACCAUGUUUAAUUGGUAAACAUGACAGAUCAAAAGAACUAGCCCCGCCCAUCUAUGAACCGAGCGUCUGCUUAGGAAUCUAAUUUAAGGUCAAGCAAAGUUAACGCACGGGGAAGUGGUGUAAAACGUUAUACAUAACAAUACACAAAAAAGAGAAAGGUCUUCAAGGUCAAUGCCACCAAUACAGCACUCUUCAGGCUCGAAGAGAAGCGCUCGAAGAGGUGGAGAGCUUCGUCUGUCUUGGCAGCAUCGUGGACAAGCAAGAUGGGACUGAUGCUGAUGUCAAUAUAAGUGUUGGAAAGGCACGGGCACCCUUCCAAAAACUCAAGAAUGUCUGGGUCUCCAAACACUUGUGUAACAACUUAAAGAUCAGAACCUUCAACACCCUGGUGAAACCUGUUCUACUAUAUGGUGCAGAGACAUGGAGAACCACUGCUGUGAAUAUGAAGAGAAUCCAGUCCUUCAUCAAAUAACUGCCUCAGAAGGAUUCUCGGGAUUCACUGGCCUGACAGAAUCAGCAACCAGAAACUGUGGCAGCGGACAAAGCAGAAACCGGUAGAACAAGAGAUCCUCAAGAGAAGAUGGAGAUGGAUCGGCCAUACACUCAGGAAAACUGCCUCCAGCAUAACUAGACAAGCCCUGAACUGGAAUCCUCAAGGAAAACGGAAAAGAGGCAGGCCGAGGAACACUUGGCGCCGUGAAGUGGAAGCAGAUACCAAGAAACUUGGCCAUACUUGGGGGAAGCUGGAGAGAUUGGUUCAGGAUCGUGAUGCCUGGAGGACUCUUGUAGGCGGUAUAUGUCCUAGGAAGGAUCACAGACGUCGAUGAAGGUCGGCUGCUGUUCCUCGAGGACAAAGAGGUGAAAGAAAGUGAGCAUCUAUUGGGCAUGUAUUGUGUUUUAAUGUAAAUUCUAAUCCAAAGGGGGUGCAGACGAAAUGUUUGACAGUUCACAAGGGUAGGUUUUGCCAUCUUCACUAUUCACUAGGAUACAGACAUUGGCAAUAUCAUCUUCUCUAUUAAAUAGGGUACAAUUGUUGGAAAUGUCAUCUUCUCUAUUCACUGAGGUACAGUUAUUGACAAUGUCAUCUUCUCUAUUCACUAGGGUACAGUUGUUGGAAAUGUCAUCUUCUCUAUUCACUAGGGUACAGUUGUUGACAAUGUCAUCUUCUCUAUUGACUAGGGUACAGUUAUUGACAAUGUCAUCUUCUCUAUUUACUAGGGUUCGGUUAUUGACAAUGUCAUCUUCUCUAUUCACUAGGGUACAGUUGUUGGAAAUGUCAUCUUCUCUAUUCACUAGGGUAUAGUUGUUGACAAUGCCAUCUUCUCUAUUCACUAGGGUACAGUUGUUGACAAUGCCAUCUCAUCUAUUCACUAGGGUACAGUUUUUGACAAUGUCAUCUUCUCUAUUCACUAGGGUACAGUUGUUGACAAUGUCAUCUUCUCUAUUGACUAGGGUACAGUUAUUGACAAUGUCAUCUUCUCUAUUUACUAGGGUUCGGUUAUUGACAAUGUCAUCUUCUCUAUUCACUAGGGUACAGUUGUUGGAAAUGUCAUCUUCUCUAUUCACUAGGGUAUAGUUGUUGACAAUGCCAUCUUCUCUAUUCACUAGGGUACAGUUGUUGACAAUGCCAUCUCAUCUAUUCACUAGGGUACAGUUUUUGACAAUGUCAUCUUCUCUAUUCACUAGGGUACAGUUGUUGACAAUGUCAUCUUCUCUAUUCACUAGGGUACAGUUGUUGACAAUGGCAUCUUCUCUAUUCACUAGGGUACAGUUGUUGACAAUGGCAUCUUCUCUAUUCACUAGGGUACAGUUGUUGACAAUGUCAUCUUCUCUAUUGACUAGGGUACAGUUAUUGACAAUGUCAUCUUCUCUAUUUACUAGGGUUCGGUUAUUGACAAUGUCAUCUUCUCUAUUCACUAGGGUACAGUUGUUGGAAAUGCCAUCUUCUCUAUUCACUAGGGUAUAGUUGUUGACAAUGCCAUCUUCUCUAUUCACUAGGGUACAGUUGUUGACAAUGUCAUCUUCUCUAUUCACUAGGGUACAGUUGUUGACAAUGUCAUCUUCUCUAUUCACUAGGGUACAGUUGUUGACAAUGUCAUCUUCUCUAUUCACUAGGGUACAGUUGUUGACAAUGUCAUCGUCUCUAUUCACUAGGGUACAGUUGUUGGAAACGCCAUUGCCUCCAAGAUGUUUGCAGGCAGAGACCCUGACACAGGGACUAUUGAAGACAGAGACUCAGCAGACAGCAAUCCCUGCAAGAAAGAACUGGAUUACUUCCUGGAGUGUGCCAAGUAACUACACCUGACUUAACCUAUAGGCCUGUUAUUUAAAUAUACACCUGUUAUUAAGCUAUACGCCUGCCGUUAAACUAUGCAUCUGCCAUUAAACUAAACAUCUCCCAUUAAAUUAUACACCUGUCAUUUAACUAUACACCUGCCAUUAAACUAAACAAUACACCAGCCAUUAAACUAUACACCUGUCGUUUAACUAUACACCUGCCAUUAAACUAUACAUAUAUUGUUUAACUUUAUUCUUUAUUCUUUUCAAUGAACUAUCUACUUGAGAUAAACUAGUCAUAUGUCAUUUAGCUAUACAUCUAUCAUUUUAUGAUACAUCUGUCAAUUAAGUAUAAACCUAGUAUAAACAAUAAAACACUUGACAAGAAUUCUACAACUACAAGACCAGUGCAACUGACGAUGUACAUGUAAAUGAACAUAUUGAUCAAAUACUUCUCAAAUGUCAUCUGAAGUUUUCUGAUCAAAAAGAGUCCAAAACUCCAUUAAAAUAUUCAAACAUUUACUCAUGACUGUAUUAGUUGUUGCAUAAAGUUGAUGUGAUUUGCUUUUGUACUAGUUAUUACACUAGCUCUAGCCCGCCAAACAAUGGCAGCUGAAAUGCGUGAACUUCCUAUCUAUUCAAGAUACUUGACAAAACAUGCAUUCAAGUAACGCACCUUAGGGGCCUUCCAUAAAGUACGUCACACUAUUUUUUACCAUUUUAACCCCCCCUCCCCCCCCCCGUCACAAACUGUCACAAAUCUCGAAUAACCCCUCCCCCCCCCCCCCCCAAAGUACGUCACACUUUCGAAAAAAAUUUUUUUUAAUUAACACCUAAUUAAAAUUUAAUCUAAAACACACUUCACUAUUAAACUGUAUUAAAAUAUAAAGUUUCCACUUAAAAGAAAUAUCACAUUAUUAAAAUGACUUUAAUAGUAGAAUGGUUACUAGCGCUCCUAGCGAGAGAAAUCGUGAACAACACAUUCAGGAGAUACUCAUUUCAUGCUAUUUUGACAUAAAACUAAUUCAAAUUUUUCACAAAAUUUUGGAAAAUUAUUUUUAAAGCUAUUAAAUUCUACAAAUUUUUUUUUUUUAAAUAAAUUAGAAAUAAAAUUUAAAAAAAUAAAUGUGUGAUGUCACGCAUGGGGUGGACCCCCCCCUCCUUCCCCCUGUCACAAACUGUCACACUGUCUUACACCCCCUCCCCUCUCUGGACCGUGACGUACUUUAUGGACGGCCCCUUAUAAGAUUCUCAAUUAGAUUCUUAUCCCCGUUACGCCACCACCCCUGAGGUAUAUCAGUAUUCUUAUGUCUCACCUCCUUUUACACUGCAGAUUUAUUACAUCAACUAUUUUCCAAAAAACAAAAGAAAACAUUACGCACCAAACGCAUUUAAUUUGUGGUAUUUUUAAGAAUCUCAUUUAGUGCAGUUAUCGAAAAUUGUAUUUAGUGAAUUCAGCGCCAUCGGGUAGUGUUAUUGACAUUGUUACAUAGAGAAUGAUGCAUUUGAUGAUAUGUAUAUGAUUAGUCCAUUUAACUAGAUUUUUCUAACAGAUAUUCUGGUGACCCAUCCUAUUGUAAAGGUGCAUCUGAAGCACUGAAGAAAUGUGCAGACAAAAAUCGAGGUAAUUUCUAAUUUUAGGGACUGCAGACCGUUUUUAAAAAUUAAAACUUUUUACAGAAACUCUUUAGCUCUGUUUCUUAGGAUCCUAUUGUAGGUGAAUGUGACUUAAGUCAGGAUAGAUUGCAAUCGGUUAAGACCAUCUGAUGUUUGGGAUCUGACUUCGGUUGAGACCAUCAGAUGUUUGGGGUCUGGCCUCAGUUGAGAAUAUCUAAUGUUUGGGAUCUGACCUCGGUUGAGACCAUCUGAUGUUUGGGGUCUGGCCUCAGUUGAGACAAUCUGAUUUUGGGGGGUCUGGCCAUGAUUGAGACAAUCUGAUGUUUGGGGUCUGGCCUCAGUUAAGAAUAUCCAAUGUUUGGGAUCUGAUCUCGGUUCAGACUAUCUAAUGUUUGGGGUCUGGUCUUGAUUGAGACAAUGUGAUGUUUGGGGUCUGGCCUCAGUUGAGAAUAUCUAAUGUUUGGGAUCUGAUCUCGUUUGAGACCAUCUGUUUGGGGUCUGGCCUCGGUUGAGACCAUCUGUUUGGGGUCUGGACUCGGUUGAGACCACCUGAUGUUGGGGUCUGGCCUCAUAGAAGCAUAGAACAGAGGUAAGACUUAAUGUAAAGAGUUAAAAUAAAACCUCGCUUAAAACAUGUCUUCUCCUGCAGUUUCUUGGUUUAUGCUAAAAAUGUUGUUUAGUAACUAUUCUUUAUUUUCUCCAUAACCAGAUUACUUCCAGGAUGAUUGAGACCUCAAAUUCAGAUUAACAAGUUUGUAACACUGGACCUACGGGUGCCAAACAAAUAUACUGAAACAUAAAACAUCAAUUUGUUCAAGAUGGCUGUAACACCAUAUACUUAAAGGAAAUGUACAAGUGAAUUCGUUUUUUAGUCACUUCUGGUCUGCAAAACACUUGUACUAAUUCAAUUGUGCUAACUGCUAUUUCCUUUAUACCAAUAACUAAUUCACUUGUACCAAAAACUAAUUCACUUGUAACAAUAACUAAUUCACUUGUAACAAUAACUAAUUCCCUUGUACCAAUAACUAAUUCCCUUGUACCAAAAACUAAUUCACUUGUAACAAUAACUAAUUUACUUGUCCCAAUAACUAAUUCUCUUGUACCAAUAACUAAUUCCCUUGUACCAAUAACUAAUUCCCUUGUACCAAUAACUAAUUCCCUUGUACCAAUAACUAAUUCCCUUGUACCAAAAACUAAUUCACUUUUAGCAAUAACUAAUUCUCUUGUCCCAAUAACUAAUUCACUUUGCCAAUAACUAAUUCCCUUGUACCAAAAACUAAUUCACUUGUAACAAUAACUAAUUCUCUUGUCCCAAUAACUAAUUCACUUGUCCCAAUAACUAAUUCACUUGUCCCAAUAGCUAAUUCACUUGUCCCAAUAACUAAUUCCCUUGUAUCAAAAACUAAUUCACUUGUAACAAUAACUAAUUCCCUUGUACCAAAAACUAAUUCACUUGUAACAAUAACUAAUUCUCUUGUACCAAUAACUAAUUCACUUGUCCCAAUAACUAAUUCCC